UCUGCAGGCCGUGGAAUAGAGGCUACGCUUGAGUCGCGCUGCUCGAGGCUUGCUUGAGAGUCUGGUGCCAUAAAGUAAAGAAGAAGCAAGAGGUCGUCAGAACGGAUCAGAAGAUAAGAAAUGAUGCUCACGGUUGCCCCUCUCCUGCUGGUCAUUGCCUCGAUUGUGUACGGUUACGAGAAGACUUGGAAGUUCACAAGAGUGAGAGAAGCAUUAGUCAAUAACAGCAUGCAGUUAUCCCUGCCCUUGCCGUGGAUCUCGGCAACCGCGUAUGCAUCGAGACUAGGGACAUAUCGCCUCGUGUGUGAGAUAUCGCAAGAUGAAAGUUGGUUACUGAACAUUUUCGCCGUGCCGUUCAAUGAAGAACUUGUUCCAGGCCCUAAGUAUAACUGUCAAACCAACCGAAAUCCAGCGAAUAUUUUAACAGCUCAAUCUGGAAUCUCCGUUUACGCCAAUACUCCUCAGUCGGGGGGGAACCCUCUCCGCAAACCAUCUAACUUGCUCGACGGAGUUUACACUGGAGAUCCAGAAGAAUGUUUCAUGUCUAAACCUGCGAAUAACCCUUAUAUCGUCUUCAAUUUGACUCGAACUGCAGCAGUGAGAAACGUAGUGAUGGUCUCUAUCUCCGACUCAGGCAAAGAAGACUCGUUUCAAAAUAUGGACAUUCGUGUUGGAACCGCCCCGAAGACAGGCAACUUCUCCAGCUACGAACAGUUGGCCUACAUGGAUGGCAUGGCACCACAUCCUUCUUACGAGUACACAUCCAACGCCACAAAGCCCAUAAUUGGUAACUUCUUAUCGAUCCAGGCAUACGCAACCUAUAUCAAGCUCAUCAUCUGUCACCUUGAAAUAUAUGUAGUGUAAGCACACUGAUGACGUCCGCGUUGUCAACUAGACAACGUGCUCGAGUUGAACUGGUCACCAUUGAAUUAGUCGGACUCCAUUGCCCUAUUUUUCAAAAUUGUUCCAUUUACCAAUUUUCAAUCUACCUUAUGUAAAUUUCGUCAAAUUUGACAGUUUCACUUUCACGUAUAGUUUCUCGUACGUAAAAACUGAGAGCAGACCUUCCGGCAAUUCUUCCGUCAUUUUCAUUAAUAUUUCGGAAGCUGUAAACGAAUCCGAACUUUCAUGCCUUGAAUAUUCCUACGUUUGUAACCAUCGGCAUACAAACUACAGUAAAUUUCAAUUAGAUAAUUCAUCAAGUUUUGUAAUGAGCCUGUUUAUACAUGUGUA
This is a messenger RNA of Hyalella azteca, 1233 nucleotides long. RefSeq lists its product as uncharacterized. Lineage: Eukaryota; Metazoa; Arthropoda; Malacostraca; Amphipoda; Hyalellidae. Bases 121 to 864 code for a protein of 247 amino acids. The record is from RefSeq and is a predicted model, not a curated record. The transcript is spliced from 2 exons.